Messenger RNA from Hippocampus comes (tiger tail seahorse), 1112 nucleotides. Its product is annotated as leucine-rich alpha-2-glycoprotein-like. Lineage: Eukaryota; Metazoa; Chordata; Actinopteri; Syngnathiformes; Syngnathidae. The coding region runs from base 15 to 1088 and encodes 357 amino acids. The record is from RefSeq and is a predicted model, not a curated record. Gene Ontology annotation, cellular component: plasma membrane. Gene Ontology annotation, molecular function: protein binding. The transcript has 2 exons.
GCAAGAAGAAGACGAUGCCGCUUCCUUGUAGUACAUUUAUUUCCACAUUUUCCCUUUUUAACAUUCGUUCCUUCAGUGCAGAGAUAAUAUCUACCCCAAUGAAGGUGUUUGGUGCAGUACUGGUCUUCUUGGCCUAUUUUGGCCAUGCCACUUCAGCGUGCCCGGCGCUUUGCCAAUGCUACCCACGAAGAGCAGAGGUGGUCUGCAAUGAGGUUCCCCUGACGGUAUUCCCCGUUGAGAGCCUCCCCGAGAACACCAGCACCCUCACCAUCCAGUUCACCAACAUUACAUCCAUCUCGGAGCAGGAUCUCAACGCAACGCCCCGGCUGAAGCAGCUCCACCUGUUCAGCAACCACCUCAACAACCUCUCCUCGCACCUCCUUAGAGGCGUUCCUCUGCUCACCACUUUGGACCUCACCGGCAACAAGCUGAGCCAUUUGCCUGCAGAGGUCUUCAGCCAUGCCCCGCUUCAAAUCCUGGUGCUCAAGAACAACCUGGUUGAGAAAGCGGACGCCGCGUGGCUUCCCGAUAACUCCGACCUGACCUGGUUGGACGUCUCUGGGAAUCAUCUGACCAACAUCUCAGGAGAUUUUCUUCAAAAAAUGCCCCACCUGGAAAACCUCGACCUCUCCAACAACCAUCUGGUGAAGAUCUUGGCAAAUUCUUUGGAUCCGCUCAUCAAACUUGAUCGCCUAAAUCUGCAGAACAACAAACUGGACAGCCUGGAUGCUUCUUUAUUCGAAAGCACCCGGAACCUCACCUACUUGUUCCUCUCCAGGAACAGGCUCACUUAUCUUCCCCCGAACAUUUUUCAGAAGCUUACUCAGCUCAAACACCUCAGUCUGGACGACAACCAGCUUAGCAGUGUCCCUCCAGGACUGCUCGACCAUCUGAACGCCCUGGAGGACGAAGGGCUGGACCUGACUGCCAACCCAUGGGUGUGCGACGGGAAGAUGGCGUACCUCCUCAAGUGGCUCCAAAACAACCAAAAGAAAGCAUUUCUACCCGAGACCAUGAUUUGUUCCGGUCCUCAGUCUCUCAAGGGUCGCUCGGUGAUGUCACUCACAGAGACUGAACUAAAAAUUUGAAUAAAGGAUUAAAAAAAAAAAAAA